Morus notabilis is the source of this 2311-nucleotide messenger RNA. Its product is annotated as ATP-dependent 6-phosphofructokinase 4, chloroplastic. Gene Ontology annotation, molecular function: ATP binding; 6-phosphofructokinase activity. Gene Ontology annotation, cellular component: cytoplasm. Lineage: Eukaryota; Viridiplantae; Streptophyta; Magnoliopsida; Rosales; Moraceae. Gene Ontology annotation, biological process: fructose 6-phosphate metabolic process; glycolytic process. The record is from RefSeq and is a predicted model, not a curated record. The transcript is spliced from 14 exons. Bases 157 to 1767 code for a protein of 536 amino acids.
AUUUCCUCCCAAAAACAACUCUUCUGCAACAAACAUCCCCUUCUCCGAUUUUCCAUUUCUCUAAAAAAAAAAAAAAAAAAAAAAAAAAAAAAAAAAAACCUUCCUUUCCUUUACCAAUUGCGAUUCCCUCUCUCUAGAGACAUUCCCAGAUCUCCAAUGGAAUUUGCAGUUUCUUCUGGUCUCUCCAAAUCCUCUCCUUCGCUUCCUCUCUCCAUCCCCACGGUUCGCUCCAAAUCGAAAUCUUCAACUCCUCCUUAUCUCCCGAAUCCCUUUUUCAAAUCCAGAAGCUUCCUCAGAUUUCCUCUCUUUUCCCGCCAAAACAACCCGAUCCGUUGCCAAAGCUCUUAUCAAACGCCCGACGACGGUUUCGUCCUCGAAGAUGUUCCUCAUUUGACCAAUUUUCUCCCUGAUUUACCGUCAUAUCCAAAUCCUCUGCAAAAUAGCCAAGCCUACGCGAUUGUGAAGGAAACUUUUGUGAGCCCAGAAGAUGUGGUUGCAGAAAGAAUUGUUGUUCGAAAAGAUAGCCCUAGAGGUGUGCAUUUUAGGCGUGCCGGGCCUCGAGAAAAGGUCUAUUGCAAGUCGGAUGAGGUUCGUGCUUGCAUAGUGACUUGUGGUGGUCUGUGCCCUGGGAUUAACACUGUGAUAAGGGAGGUAGUUUGUGGCUUGAACUAUAUGUAUGGUGUCAGUGAUAUACUUGGAAUCGAGGGUGGAUAUAGAGGCUUUUACUCUAGAAAUACAUUGAGAUUGACACCUAAAGUAGUAAAUGAUAUCCAUAAACGUGGUGGCACUUUUCUUCGCACUUCACGAGGAGGUCAUGACACCCAAAAGAUACUUGAUAACAUACAAGACCGAGGAAUAAAUCAGGUUUACAUCAUUGGAGGUGAUGGAACACAAAGAGGAGCAGCUCUAAUAUACAAGGAAGUCGAGAAACGUGGUCUUCAUGUGGCAGUUGCUGGAAUUCCCAAAACAAUUGACAAUGAUAUUGCUGUUAUAGACAAAUCUUUUGGUUUUGAUACUGCUGUUGAAGAAGCUCAGAGGGCUAUUAAUGCUGCACACGUUGAGGUUGAAAGUGUGGAAAAUGGAGUUGGAAUCGUUAAACUUAUGGGCAGAUACAGCGGAUUCAUUGCUACAUUUGCAACUUUGGCAAGUCGAGAUGUGGAUUGUUGCUUGAUUCCAGAAUCUCCAUUCUAUUUGGAAGGCCGGGGUGGGCUUUUUGAAUUUAUUGAACAGCGGCUUAGAGACAAUGGACAUAUGGUAAUCGUAGUAGCUGAAGGAGCAGGGCAGGAUUAUGUUGUUAAAGACAUGCAGGCGAUUGCCGAGAAGGAUGCAUCAGGAAACAGGCUACUCUUAGACGUUGGUCCAUGGCUAUCUCAAAAGAUUAAGGAUCAUUUUACGAAGGUUCAGAAGAUGGCGAUAAAUAUGAAAUACAUAGACCCUACUUAUAUGAUUCGUGCUAUUCCAAGUAAUGCAUCAGACAACAUCUACUGCACUCUUCUUGCUCAAAGUGCUGUUCAUGGUGCCAUGGCUGGAUACAGUGGCUUUACGGUUGGACCAGUGAACAGCAGGCAUGCUUACAUUCCAAUCUCUCGUGUGACUGAGACGCAAAAUACAGUCAAGUUAACAGGUAGGACGUGGGCUAGGCUUCUUGCAUCCACGAAUCAACCCAGUUUCUUGGAUUCCAAUGAAGUGUCGCAAAAAAAAAUUGAUGGAGAGACCAUCGAUGUGAUCAACAACAACACGAGCAUUGCUUCUUCAAAGAUUCUUUAGAGCUCAGCUCAAAUUUAAACUCGACCAGCUUAAUAAUUGCUUGGGAUUUAUAGACACCUGUUUGGUCCUGCUCAAAUUCAGAAAGAACCAGCUGGAAAUAUCUUUGCGUUUAUUACAAAACAAUAAACUUAUUGAUAAAUUAUGUUUAUUACAAAACAAUAUCAAACUUAUUGAUAAUGAAGGCGGGCCUUGGGACCGUGGUGGGAGCGCUUGCGUUUGCACCUGGGGUCCAAGGUUUGAAUACCGGAAACGGUCUCUCCUUUGGGGGGUAAGGCCGCGUACAUAUGGGAUUGAGCUUUCCCCCGAGCCUGUCAUAGUACGGGAGCUUCUUUGGCACUGCGGUCCGCCUUCGCCUUCCAUACUGCUUGGUAUAAAAUGCAUGGACAAAUUGAUUGUAAAUAAUAUCUUAUAGAUGCAAUGUGAGUAUAUGAAUCUGGACAUUACGAAACCAAUAUUUUGAUUCCUUAACUGUAGUUGAAGCUCCAAAAACACAUCUUUCUUUCUUUCUUUCUGGUAGAAUUUAGUAGAUUAAUUUCUCCAGUCU